UCAGCCGCCAUUGACUGUGCGGGCUCGCACUUCCUUGCAGAGGGAUGGCUGUGCUUCGGGCGAGCCCAGUAGCCCCGCAGCUCACGCUGCUCUGACAGCGGCUUGCAAGCGGGCGCGAUUCGGGCCCGCGGCUGCACCGGUGCGGCCCACGCCUCCCUCAGCGCCUCAGCGCCUGCUGGGCGGGACCCGGGACGGUCUGAAAUUACCCACAAUGGAAGCAGGCAAGCAGAUGCGAGUGUCUCGGCCAUACAAAAUCAGUGAAUCUUCAAAGGUGUACCACUGGGCUGACCAUUCCACCUCAGUGCUGCAGCGGCUGAAUGAGCAGCGGCUGCAUGGCCUCUUCUGUGACGUGGUCCUCGUGGUUGAAGAGCAGCAAGUGCCUGCCCACCGCAACCUUCUGGCUGUGUGUAGCGACUACUUCAACUCCAUGUUCACCCUGGGCAUGCGUGAGGCUUUCCAGAAGGAGGUGGAGCUGGUUGGUACCUCCUGCGUGGGGCUCAAGGCUGUGGUGGACUUCCUCUACAGCGGUGAGCUGGAGCUGGACGGCAGCAACAUUGACUACAUCCUGGAAACGGCGCACCUGCUGCAGGUCUGGACAGUGGUGGACUUCUGCUGCGAGUACCUGGAGCAGGAGGUGAGUGAGGACAACUACCUCUACCUGCAGGAGCUGGCCUCCAUCUACAGCCUCAGGCGGCUGGAUGCCUUCAUUGACAGCUUUGUGCUGAAACACUUCAGCAUACUGGCCUUCACGCCUGACUUCCUGCAGACCGUCUCUGUGCAGAAGCUGUGCGACUACCUGAGCAGCGACCAGGUGCAGCACGCCUGGGAGUAUGACCUGCUGCAGGCCGCUCUGCAGUGGCUCACUCAACAGCCGGAGCGCGAGGCGCACACCUGCCGCGUGCUGGAAAACAUCCGCUUUCCCCUCUUCGCUGAGGACGCCCUGCUCCAGCGAGUGAAGCUGGCCAUGUGCUCGCUGUUGCCCAGUGAGGCCAACUGCGAGGGCUUCUUGGAAGAGGCCUUGCACUACCACAGCAGCCUGGUGGCACAGCCCGUCCUGCAGACGAAGCGAACAGUGCUACGCUCUGAGGAGUGCUUGCUCUUCGUGGGAGGUGAGGUCUCCGAGCGGUGUCUGGAGCUGAGCGAUGACACCUGCUACCUGGACACCAAGAACGGACAGUGGGUGAAGGAGACAUCCCUGCCAGCCCGCCGGAGCCACCACUGCGUUGCUGUGCUAGGGGGCUUCAUCUUCAUUGCUGGUGGCAGCUUCUCAAGAGACAACGGAGGGGGUGCAGCCUCCAACCUUCUUUAUAGGUAUGACCCCCGCCGUAAACAGUGGAUCAAGGUGGCAUCAAUGAACCAGCGCCGUGUGGAUUUCUACCUGGCCUCCAUUGAAGACAUGCUGGUGGCUGUUGGCGGCCGGAACGAGAAUGGAGCCCUGUCUUCUGUAGAGACCUACAGCCCCAAGACCAACUCCUGGACUUAUGUGGCUGGCUUGCCAAGGUUCACCUAUGGCCAUGCAGGCACCAUCUAUAAAGACUUCGUGUACAUCUCAGGUGGCCAUGACUACCAGAUCGGCCCGUACCGCAAGAACCUGCUGUGCUACGACCACCGGACGGAUGUGUGGGAGGAGAGGCGGCCCAUGACAACAGCACGAGGCUGGCACAGCAUGUGCAGCCUGGGUGACAGCAUCUAUUCCAUUGGGGGCAGUGAUGACCACAUGGAGUCCAUGGAGCGCUUUGAUGUGCUGGGCGUGGAGGCCUACAGCCCACAGUGCAACCAGUGGACCCGUGUGGCACCACUGCUGCAAGCCAACAGUGAGUCGGGCGUGGCUGUCUGGCAGGGCCGCAUCUACAUCCUGGGUGGCUACAGCUGGGAGAGCACGGCCUUCUCCAGGGCCGUGCAGGUGUAUGACCAUGCAGCCGACAGAUGGAGCAGGGGUCCGGACCUCCCCAACGCCAUCGCAGGCGUGUCGGCCUGUGUGUGUGCCCUCAACCCAAGGCUGGAAGAAAAGAAGAAGAGAAGCAAGGACAAGCGCCAGGACCGAGGUCAGUGACACCAAGGCUCUGGCAGGGCGGCCACAUCCACAGUAGCUACUCCCUAGCAGCCUUUUGUACUUUUUUGAUUCCUGGUAUUUCUAUACUAUCACAGUUGAUAAUUAAAUAUCCUUCACAACUUUACACAUUAUCUUGUUUGAAUACUUACACUUGGGCCCUCAUAUCUGCACAGGCCUACUUCCCGAGCUACACAUCCCUGAAGGUCUGUGACUGUUGUCACCAACAAUAGCUGGCUCACAGGUUCUAUGGAAAAUUUUGUAGUGAUGUUAGAUUCUCUAAGGUUUGGGCCUCCCCAAAUCUAGCUGAAGCUUUUGCACAGACACUCAAGCUGUGCUGAAAGGCUGGAGGAGGCCUGUCCAGAGGCUUGAGUUCUGAGUGUCAGCUGCAUUCUGCAUUCGGUUGUCUCAGGCAAGAACACGCAUGUCUGCUCUGCAUUUAAGACAUGGGGAGAGCCGGGCUUUGGUGGUGCACGCCUUUAAUCCCAGCACUCAGGAGGCAGAGGCAGGCGGAUCUCUGUGAGUUCGAGGCCAGCCUGGUCUACAAGAGCUAGUUGUAGGACAGCCUCCAAAGCUGCAGAGAAACCCUGCCUCGAAAAAAAAAGAAAAAGAAAAAAUAAAAGACAUGGGGACCCCCAGCUCCCUGACAGGCAGGCGAGCCCCAGGGACUCUUGAUUUUCUUGCUGAAGGUUCCGUAGCAGCCGAUCCUUUCCCUGAAUAGUGUCAUCUCCCCUGGCUGGUAACCUUUGGGAGUUCUGUACACGUCAUUAAGAAAAAAGGGCGGAGAGAGUGGUGCGAACAUGUUUCUGUACAGUGUUCUGUAGUGUGAGCUGCCCGCCUCUUGUCACUGCUGUAGUGAGCUCCCCAAAUCUACCAUCUGUUUUCUCAGAGAUGAAAAUGCAGUUCUGUAGUGUUUUCAGUCAUCUCUCCGGGCUGGUGCAGCCAUUGGGAGCACUGUACAAAUGAAUGCGCUGGUCCCCAAGAAGGUGGCCGAGUUCCUCCUAGCUCUAGCAACUGUCCUGGCCCCACUGGCUGCUGCCAAGUGGUCUUACCAUGCUGGGAAGAUUCUCUUUCUCAAUUUCUUUCCUUCUUUCUUUGAAACAGGGUCAUGCACUGUAGCCCAAGCUAUCAUCAAACUCAUGAUGAUCCUCCUGUCUCAGCCUCCUGAAUGCUGGGAACACAGGCACAGCCACCAUACCCAGUUAGAUUCUUUGGUGCUUUCAUCUGUCAUACCUCAUGUCUUACUGGACAGCAUCGGGAACGCCUCUCCAGCCCCACAGGAGAUGGUUCCUUCUCUUGGUCUCGGUGGCACACUCUCAAGCCCAGGCAGAUGUUAGUGAUCUAUACCUCUGGUUAGACAGCUCAAGACACUGUCAUUAACACUGUGUCAGAAGCAAAACCUGAGCUCAUUCGUUUUGUUGUUGUUGUUGUUGUUCUUGUUUGUUUGUUUGUUUUUGAGACAGGAUUUCUUGUAGCCCAGACUGGCCUUAAAUGCUUGAUCCUCCUGCCUCUACGUCCCAAGUGCUGGGGGUCUUAAGGAUUUGCUACUGUGGUGGUUAGAAAUAAAUUGGCCCCCAAAGAAAGAGGCAUUAUUAGGAGAUGUGGCUGUGUUGGAGAUGUGUUCUUGUUGGAGGAAGUGUGUCAUUGUGGAGGUGGGCUUUGAAGGUUCGUAUAUACUCAAGAUACGGCCCAGUGUCUCAGAUCACUUCCUGAUGCCUGUGUAAGAUGUAGAACUCUCAGCUACCUCUCCAGCACCAUGUCUUCCUGCAUGCUACCGUGUCCCACGGUGAUGAUAAUGGACAGAACCUCUGCACUGUAAGCCACCAACUCAAUGAAAUGUUUUCCUUUCUAAGAGUUGCCAUGGUUUCUAUUAACCCUAACUAAGAAAGCUACCAUGCCCAAAUGAUCAGUUCACUUUUUCUCUUCUGCACUUCCUUCCCUCCAAACCUGGGUUCACUGUGGUUCUGGUCAGUCUGCUUCUGCAUGACUCUGGAAGAGGGGAGACUGGCCUGAGGACUGAAGGCUUCAGAGUCUGCUGUCAGUCUGCAUAUCUAGUCAGUUACUGUGCGCGGAAGUCCCUAAGGACUCAGACGGUUGAAAGUUUCUGCAAGGCAUGUAAACAAACAACCAGGGAGUUUUUGCCCUUCUGUGUGUUAAAGGCCCUGAGGAGUCUUGCACUAACUGUUCACUUCCAUUGUUCCUCCAUUUCCAAACUUGGACUUUGAAACUCUACCUCUUCUCCCCCUCUCCAAUACUGAACUCCAGGACAGUGUAGCCAUCCCCAUUCCAAGAAAAACUUUAUGUCUUAAAAACCCUUCAGAAAGCACAGUAGAAGUGUGACCUCUUCUCACAGAUCAUGAACACACAGGAGGGGGUGCAGCUGGAACUGGGCAGCCUCGGGAAAGCACCCAGUAAGGCUCCAUGAAUGGUUUGCAGAGCAGGACAGCUUUGACCCUGGGAAGAGGAAAGCCAUGGAUCCGAGCCUAAGGCAGCUCUGCCAUUGCUCACUGCUGGUGUUUGCCCCAGAUAAGACAGGACAUGGCCUCCAUUCUGCUUGGUGCCUUGUGGGUUAGCCACAAUGUUCCUCCAGCAUAGUCAGUGUGGCUAGUCACUUAGGUUAGGAAUCUGCCACUGCAGCCACCGAGAGCCUUCCCUUAAAAGGAUGGCUGGACUGUAAGUUUCACUGUGGACUGCUUUUUCUCAUACUUUCUCAUUGCCUUCUGCUUGGUGGGAUCAGUGGAAAGGCCCGGAGCCCAGCAGCAAUACCUGGGUCAGGUUUUUGUUACCUGGGGCUUUAAUUGAAAAUUUUAUGCAAGAAUAAAAGGAGCCGGGCGGUGGUGGCGCACGCCUUUAAUCCCAGCACUCGGAGGCAGAGGCAGGCGGAUCUCUGUGAGUUCGAGGCCGGGCUGGACCGACAGCCUCCAAAACAAUACAGAGAAACCCUGUCUCGUAAAAACCAAAAAAAAAAAAAAAAAAAAAAAGAAUAAAAGGAAACAGGUUCCCACUAGGACAGACAGCUUCCAGCUAACCCUGAGCAGGUGUCUGUUGGAAUAAUCGUGGCAGGCUUUGAAUCAGACUUUACAUCUUUUCCUUUAUAGUUUUACCUUGUAUUUGUUGUAGGGUUUUUUUUUUUUUUUUUGGAGCCCUGUUUGAAUAAGGCAGAAAUGCAAUAAGAGAUGGGGUGAGCAGGAAGCUCAGGGGCCUUUGUUUGCUGGUCCUCUUGGUGUUUGGCAUCUGUAUAGAGCAGCCAGAUACUGAGGCACAUGCCUGCCACCCAGACACUGGAGAGGCUGAGAUCAGAGGAACUCCUAAGUCAGGGAGACCCAGGCCAGCUUGGGCAACACAGUGAGACCCUAUGUUGCCCCCAUCCCCAAAUAUACAUGACUGUCUGGCACAGUUUAUUCUAUUUUAUAUACAAUAGACCCCUGUUCUGGGCUGUGUGAAUUUCCUUCCUGUCCCUAAUUGUAAGGUGACCUGAACAGCCUUAAAUGAGACCCAAGCAGUUAACACAGGUGGCGUUUUAGUCCUCCAGCUGAACAAGAAUCUCUACUCCAACAACAAUGUCCUGUGCGCAAGUUUGGAUGUACUGACCUAUGUCAGUAUGUAAGUUCUAUGUAAGCCCAGAGAAACCUUCUAGUGCUGAAAGUAAAAGGUGCCUGUCACCCCUUGCACCCUCUUAGAGAGUCACCAAUUGUCCUUCCUUACCCUGGCCCCAUGGUGUAGUGUUGGGCUGUACCUUUAGCCUGGGGUGUCCAUCCUGCAGGGACAGCUGUUGCUGCCCUCUAUAGUGGUACCUGACACCCCCCCCCAGGAUAAACCUGCAGAAUUCAGGGCAGCUUCAUAGGAGACCCUGACUUGACCCUGACAAGCUGACUUUUUAGUAUUUUCAAAACCGUUUUGAUACUUUUUCAUACAAUUUGCUAAUCACCAUUUUGUAGAAUGCCUGCUGGGGUUUCCCAGCUCUUCCCUUAGCUCCAGCACCUUGGUUUGUCUAGAUACCCUGUUGUCAUUGUGUGCCUUGCUUUGUGUGGCUUUGUCUUCCAUCUUGCCCUUCUACGUAGCCAAUCAAACACAACUCGAGUUUUGUGAGUCCAGAUGGGUAGGACCAUCAGAGGUCCCUGAUUGAACCAGAGGGCACUGAUGUACAGGAAGGCAGAUCAUGCCCUUCAGAGAAUCUGUAUUUUUCCUGGAGCUCCUGCUCAGUGGAGUGCAGAGUAGAAGAGUUACCUGAAGCUGAUCUACACGUACUGUGUUUCAGACAGGUCAUUUCUCUAACACAUGUAUGGCGGCUGAUGUCCUGGUCUCUUCCUGUCUACCCCAAUCAGUAAAAAACACCUAACUGAACCUCUGCAGCCUUAACACAGCAUGCCAUUCUUGCUCUCUGAACCUGACUUUCAGGUGGAUGGUGUGUGGUGUGUGUGUGUGUGUGUGUGUGUGUGUGUGUGUGUGUGUGUGUGUGUGUGUGUGUGUGUGUAAGUGUGCGUGCCCGUGGUGUGAUGUGGUGUGAAUAGAAUUGGUGGCUUCUAGGGAGAGCUGAGUGCCUUAACAAGCUGUGUCUCAGUUAACAGCAUGGAACGGAUGAGGCUGGGACUCCAGCUCAGUUGGGAAAGUGCUUGCCUAGCAUGCAGGAAGUCCAUGGCCUCCAUCCCGAGCACCAUGUAAACUGAGCAUGGUGGCCCAAGCCCGUAAUCUCAGCACCUGGGAGGUGGACACAGGAGGAUCAGAAGUUUAUGGUCACCCUUGACUAUACACAGCAAGUUUGAGGCCAGUCCUGGCUACAGGAGACCCUGUCUCAAAUUAAGUAGUGACAUAAUAAUAAAUUAACAGUAAAAAUAAAAGCAUUGGAUGAACAUAAUAAUGUGACUCUGUGUUGACCCAAGAAGAAAGGUCUUUAGGUUUGAUAUUAAAUAGCCCCAGUUAAGUUUUAUGAUGAUGGAUACAUUUGGUGCCUUCUGGCUCCUAAUGUCACACAGAUCUGUAACUGUAUUUGCUUUUUAACCCACAGCUUUUAUGUCUGUAAUUUUAUGCCCUUCAAAGUCUUCCUGUCUUGCCUCCUUAGUUAACUUUCUGCAUGUUGCAUUUGUUUUGACUUCCAUACGGAGCUCUCAGUUCCUGAAACACAUUAAAACAACUUGCCUGCCA
Messenger RNA from Mesocricetus auratus (golden hamster), 7192 nucleotides. It is a transcript of the gene Klhl36, whose product is annotated as kelch like family member 36. The transcript is spliced from 5 exons. NCBI's taxonomy places the organism in Eukaryota, Metazoa, Chordata, Mammalia, Rodentia, Cricetidae. The record is from RefSeq and is a predicted model, not a curated record. Bases 212 to 2053 code for a protein of 613 amino acids. Gene Ontology annotation, molecular function: cullin family protein binding.